AUGUUUCCCUGUCGUACUUGGUCAGUAAAGAGAAACAUUAAUUGGGUGAGCAUAACAUUGAGUUUGUUUGCAUUACUAAGGAUGGAUAUUGACGUUGUAAUUUUGUAUCUCGAGAAGAUUUCUUACUUGAAGAAAUUACAAUUAACAAGUUUGAUGAAGUUUAAAAACAAGAUUCAUUUUAGACAUUUGGAUUUGAAUAAGAAAGAAGAAAGUCAUUUCAAUACUGUAUUUAGUAUUAUCGAACAAAAUAAUGAGCUGAUAAAAGGUAAAGAUAAGUGUCACAGUAUCACAACAAUUGCAUCUUGUCUAAAUACUUUGGAAAAUUCUUUCGAUAAACUAAGUCUGAUAAAAACAUAUAUUUUACAAAGAACUGAUAACUUAAAAGAUAUAUCGAUUUUUUUGAAUGAUUCUAAUGUAAUGCUACUGUAUGAAAUCUGGAAAUAUUUAUGUAAGAAUUUAAAUUUAAUGAAGUUCUAUUUCACCUUAUUAUUUAUUAAAACAAAAUCUACAAUUAUGAAUAAUGAGUUGUUAUUAUUAAAGAAAUAUAUAUUGGAAUCUAAUGAACGUGAUGGUUAUGGGAAUAGUGUUAUGAGAACAAUUGAAUCGUUUUUAGAGUAUUUUGAAGAUUUUCUUUUGGAGCUUACUGCAGAAAUUACAAAUAUUGAUAAUGGUAUCACCAGAGGAGGAGAAAUUGAUUUGGAUGAUAAAUACAAUUAUUACGUGCCAUCUUUAAUUCAAAUUCAAGAAUACUAUGACAUGUCUAAUUUUACUUGCUUGUUAUUAGAUAUUCAACUAAUUUUGCAAAGAGAAAGAUUCACUGAUAGUUUUGGAGUCGAAAGUUUAUCAAUAGAAACAAAUUCAAUUCAUUCAGAUCCGUCCACAUUAACACCUUCUUUAUCAGAAAAUAUUGCUCAUUUUGAAAAUGGUUUAUUUGAAAAUGGUAAACAUGAAAAAUAUUCUUCACAGUUUAGAACUCAUAGAAGACUGUCGUCAUCAGAAAUAACGGAAGUGUCAUUAUCUUCGCCAAUUUCUCGUCUGGGUGAAAGCUCAAUACUACAAAAAGAAAUGCCAAGACUACUUAAGAACUUUUCAACAAUUGAUAAAUUGAAUCACUUGGUCACUGAAACAGAAUUGCCUGACAAAAAUGUCAAGAAAAAUAUUGAUCAAUUGUUAAUGUUAAACUCUGAUAUGUCAAGCAUGAAUAACUUUAAGAAAAUGCAAAAUUCUAGUUUAGAAAAAAAUAUUAUUAAAAACCUAAAUCUCCAAAAUAAUAUUUUAUCAAAUAUACAUGGACUCAAAACUUAUGAACCAACAAAGAAAUAA
Tetrapisispora phaffii CBS 4417 is the source of this 1323-nucleotide messenger RNA. RefSeq names its product Mdm36p (gene MDM36). Bases 1 to 1323 code for a protein of 440 amino acids. Lineage: Eukaryota; Fungi; Ascomycota; Saccharomycetes; Saccharomycetales; Saccharomycetaceae. The record is from RefSeq and is a predicted model, not a curated record. The transcript has a single exon.